Molecule: messenger RNA, 2374 nt
Organism: Agrilus planipennis (emerald ash borer)
Lineage: Eukaryota; Metazoa; Arthropoda; Insecta; Coleoptera; Buprestidae
Product: GPI mannosyltransferase 4
Exons: 3
Coding region: 266-2209 (647 amino acids)
Biological process (GO): GPI anchor biosynthetic process
Cellular component (GO): endoplasmic reticulum membrane
Molecular function (GO): alpha-1,2-mannosyltransferase activity
Source: RefSeq, a predicted model, not a curated record
CAAACAAAUUGUUUAGUUCGGUUAACCUAGUAGUAAAUAAUUAGUUGUGUUAAAAUAGUUAUUUCUCUGUUUUGUAAAACUGGAUAAAAAUUUAUUAAUACAUUAUUCGAAAGCCGAAAAAUAAUGCUUUAAUUUUUAUCAGUUAAAAAGAGGUUCAGUAGCAGGGAUUGCCACGUUACAAGUUUUUGAGGUUAACUCCAUAAAGAAUUGAUGAAAAAUGAACUUAACAUAAGUGUAUAAUAGGUGUAUCUGUACCAACAAAAUAAUGAGUAUCGUCCUACAUAAUACAAUAUAUUUCCUCCUAGUUGUUGCAAGAAUUAUUUCAACUUUUUUACCACAGACAGGUUACAUUCACCCAGAUGAAUUCUUUCAAACAUUUGAAGUUCUAGCCGGGAAAUUCCUAAAUGUUGAUAUAAAUAAGCCAUGGGAAUUCAAUACAACAUUUCCCAUUCGAAGUAUGUUUACCCCUUACAUUAUGGUUGGGACAGGAUUUAAGUUUUUACAGACAAUUAAUUACUUUUCAGAGGCAUGGUUUGCUAUUUCAUUAAUUACCCCUUACUUCACUUUAAUUAUUCCACGUCUAGUAAUAUGUCUCUUUUCUCUCAUCAAUGAUUUUUGCCUUUUUAAAAUAUGUGUAACCAAUAAUGAGAAAUAUCAAUCCCGGCUGAUUAUUCUUGCUAGUUCAUAUGUAAUGACUGUAUAUGGAACCAGGACAUUUACUAACACUAUUGAACUAAUCCUUUUCUCACUUUUAUUAUAUUAUGUAUCUGAAAGCAUGAUUUUUUCUAAUAUAGUUGUGAAACAAACUGAAUAUUUGCAUAUGCGUCAUCGAAAGGCAAAAACAGCAGCUGAAAAGGCAAAAUUUCAUAAAUUAAAACUUCUACUGCCAAAUUUCUCUUUUCGAAAUUGUUUUAUAGUUGCAACAAUUACAGUUGUGGGCUUCUUUAAUCGACCAACAUUUAUCGCCUUUGCAGCUGGUCCUGUAUUCUUUUGGUUGUACAGAGGGAUGGGAUCAAAGCCUGUUAUUUCCUUACAUUUCAAUAUUAGGAUUUUAAUAUUUGCCUUGUGCACCCUUCCGUCAUUUAUAUUCCUGAUAAUAUUUGAUUCUUUUUAUUAUGGCUAUAUAUCAUGGGGCGAAAUCGGAAUGAUGGACGUUUCAAUAAAUAGUUUCGUCGUUACCCCUUUAAAUUUCAUAAAGUACAAUGCAGAUAACAAAAAUUUAGCACAACAUGGACUACAUCCACGCUAUUUGCAUAUGCUAUGUAACAUUCCACUUCUUUUUAAUGUAUUAGGAUUCCUGGCAUUUUAUGAGAUUUUAGUAGCUCUCAAAAGAAUAUAUGAAGCUCGUCUAAAUCAUUUGCCGCAAAUUAAAACGAUAAAGGCACUUAUGACUGCGAGUACCUUAAUAGCAUUGGCUAUUUUUUCUGUUAUUCCACACCAAGAAGCUCGGUUUUUGAUUCCACUACUACUUCCAUUAGUGUAUUUACACGGUCCUAGUAUACUAAAGGAGCCAGAACUUGCUAUAAUCGAAAAACAUGAAAAUAAAAAAUUAAACAAAAGUUCACCCAAGAAGAAAAAAUCGUCACAUUCAUUGCUAAAAAUCUGGAUUUUUACUAACUUAGUAUGUUUUAUAUUCUUUGGUUUAAUACAUCAAGGAGGUGUCGUUCAAGUGCCUCUAAGUUUUAAUGAAAUGUUGAAAAAACCAUUGACACAGUACCAUUUGCUUACGUGUUACACUUAUAAUAUUCCUUACUCGUUGUUUCUUCAGAAACCUCGUCGUUCAUUCUCGUUUACGGAUUUUAAAGAAAUAAGUUAUCGAAAAGUGUAUUUGCACGAACUCGGUUCCGUAAGUUAUUCCACUGUUGCAGAAGCUUUAGUACACGUUCACAAUCACUGCCUUCGCAGUCAAGGAAAAUAUGUUCAGGACUGCAAAUUUUUUGUUCUUUGGCCUACAGGUCUGGAAAGUUUUUUCUUACAAACGAUCGAAAACGUUAUCAACACUAAAAUUAGAAAAGUACGCCUUUUUUAUCCUCAUUUCAGUGUUGAGGCAUUGGAAUAUUUUGAUAUGUAUUGCUUAGAUUCGUUGCCACCUAAAGAGUGUGAAAAAGAAAUGAUUUUACCUACUUACAACUAUCUCAUCAAGUUUUCGCAAUUUUUCAGUCUCUCUCUUUAUGAAGUUACAUUCGCGCAGGAUAUAGAGGCUGAAUGAAAUGCAAUUUAAAAAUUAGUUUUUUUGUUUUUAGUAUUCAACGAUUUAGUCUGUGAUACUUUACAUUGCCAUGUUUUUUAAUUUAUUGUAAACACGUAAAAAUGUAUUUAAUUAAAAUGAUGUUUAUUCAUUUUUAGCCAAACAUAAAUUCCUAAUUGUUACAUU